Molecule: messenger RNA, 2561 nt
Organism: Lolium rigidum
Lineage: Eukaryota; Viridiplantae; Streptophyta; Magnoliopsida; Poales; Poaceae
Product: ESF1 homolog
Exons: 8
Coding region: 31-2142 (703 amino acids)
Biological process (GO): rRNA processing
Cellular component (GO): nucleus
Molecular function (GO): RNA binding
Source: RefSeq, a predicted model, not a curated record
AAGGAGACCAAGGUGGCCCUCGACUCGAAGAUGAAGCGGGGGAUGGACGACGAGCGGUUCAAGGCAACGAGGACCGACCCGAGGUUCCGACCGAUGCAGCAGAAGGAGCUUAAGGUGGCCCUCGACUCGAGGUUCACCCCCAUACUCACAGACCCAAUGUUUGAUUAUUCGGAGGCGCCGGUGGACAAGCGUGGCAGACGCCGCAAGAAGAGCGCCAUGAAGAACCCCAUGCUGCGUUACUAUCUCAACCAAGAGGAGGGGGACGAAAAGGACAAGGAAAAGACGGAGCAAGAGAAGCUGAUUCGUGAAGAGGAGGAUCAUGAGCUGGAAGAAGAGGAUGAACUUGAUGAAGAGGAGAGUUCUAGUAGCGACAAGGAGGACGACAAGGAGGACCAGUAUUCUGUUGGCAGUGACCUUGCUCAUUACUUGAUGGCGAGGCAUGAUGAUACACCUAUGAUUGACAAGGGAACUCACAGGCUUGCUGUUGUGAAUAUGGACUGGGAUCAUAUUAAGGCGGUGGACUUGUAUAUGGUCAUGACAUCUUGUAUCCCGAAAGGUGGGCGGCUUCUAUCAGUCUCGAUAUAUCCAACAGAAUUUGGAUUGAAGUGCAUGGACAUUGAGAAAACUCAAGGCCCUUCUGCUCUUGUUGGUCCUGAUGGUGAUGAUGAUGGUGGUGGUGGUGGGGAAGAUGAUAGCAAUGAUGAUGAAGAUGAUGGUGAUGAUGUUGGCGAAGAAGAUAGUUACAUUGACUCUGAGACUGAGAACAGCAAGCUGCGUACUUAUGAGCUAAACAGACUGAGGUACUACUAUGCAGUUGUGGUGUGUGAUUCCAGUGCAACUGCAGAUCACCUAUACACAACUCUUGAUGGUACCGAGUUCUUGAAAACGGCAAAUGUGUUUGAUUUGCGGUUUAUUUGUGACUCUAGCGAGUUCAAAUAUCCUGCUCGUGAUGUAGCUACAGAGGCACCUCUGAGUUACAAGGAGCCUGUUUUUGAGACUUGUGCUUUACAGCAUACCAAAGUUAAGCCAACCUGGGAUGAUGAUGAACCAGAACGUAAGAUCUUGAGGCAGAAGUUCAAAGAUAAGUUUGAUGACCUGGGUAAAUAUAUUGCAAGUGGUGAGAGUGCAUCAGAAGAUGAUUCCGAUGAUGAGUAUCUGCCAAAUGGUGUAGCAAAAAGGAAGUUAACAAAUGAGGAACGGUUGGCUCUUUUACAAGGAAAUAAAUCUGAUGAGGAACAAAUAGGUGACCAGGACAUGGAGAUAACAUUCAACAUGAAGCUUGAGGACCUCAGCAAACGUAUCCUUGAGAGAAAGAGCAUCGAGACGAAGACUGUCUGGGAGAUGAACCAAGAAAAAAUGAAGGAGAAACGGAAAGCUAGAAAGAGGUGGUCAAAGGAUGAUGAUGACUAUAGCGAGCAAGAUAGCGCUGAUGAUUUCCUUGAUGAUGAGAAGUCGGAUGAAGAAGUAAAGCCGAUGAAGAAACCAAAGCUGAAGGCCAAAGGGAAAGGAAAGGACAAGUCUCGAGAUGUAGCUACGGAGGAGAAGCAUAAAGCUAGGAAGAGGUCGUCAAAGAAUGUUUUGGGAGUUAAGCCAACAAAGAAAGAGAAGGUGAACGCCAAAGGGAAAGGAAAGGACACACUUCGAGAGGAGCAUUAUGAGGCACAAGCAACUAAGGAGGAGUUGGAGCUCUUGGUUGCUGCUAGUGAGGAUGUAGCCAAUGGUGCAAAGGGCUAUAACAUAAAACGGAAGAGUAAAAAGGGCAAGAAGGGCAAGGAUUCUGUCGAGGACAAACUUUCUGAAAUUGAUCUUAGCAAAGAUGAGAGGUUCUCACCCAUGUUCACGUCUCAUCUGUAUGCAUUGGAUCCUACUGAUCCCCGGUACAAGAGGAGUGCCACCUCCCUCAUGCUAAAACAAGCUGGGAAGAAGGGUGCACAUGUAAGCACAUUGGAUAGUGAACCACCUGUGGAGGAGUCAUCUCCACCAGAUGGUGCAUCACCUAGGAAGGCCAAUCAGAAACACACUGAGAAUCUGCAGAUGCUGUCUACUGUCAAUUCUCUCAAGAGGAACCUUGCUGCGUUCAAAAAAGCAAGCAAGCCUGAAGGUUGGUUUUGCUCUGAUACUCAGCGGAUGGAUUUGAUUUAGGAUAUAGCCUGAAGGCUCGUCUUUUGUGGUAUAUGACAGCAGACCCUCGUACACGUGCUUGAAGGAUGUCUUGGAUUUUGUUGCUCUCCUCUUCAACCUCCUUCACUGGUGGCCGCUUGAAGGAUGGCUUGGAUUUGUUGCUCUCCUCUUCAACCUCCUUCACUGGCCCAUCUGAAGGGCUUUUUGUUUACUUGCCGGAGUGUAGGCUCCUCGAUGAUCCAUAUCGUUGGUGGCCUGUUCUUUCUCUAGAUUUCAUUCCAGAGGGUCUGGCUCUGAUGUAUUUUUAAUUGUCUUGCUCUAAUUUUAACUAUCUAUCGGGACUCAUAUGUAACUGGAGUUGUAUCCUCUACAACUUAGAUGUUAGGCUUCUGUUUGACAUAUAUCAUGUGAGGCUUUAUAUAAUACUAGUCUCUCUGUCC